AUGUCUCUGGAAAGAUUGAAACAAUCUCGAGCUAGUACUAAAAAAAAUAUAACACGUAUUAAGAAUAUUGUCAACGAUAGUUUGAAACCAGGGGGACAGGCGCUGUCGCCAGCGGAGUACAAGUGUCGACUUGGGAUUCUCGAAUCCUACUUUAAGCAAAUACUGUCGAUACAAUCAGAAAUUGAAGAAUUAGAUCCAGAAGACAACGCCCGCGGGGAUUUAGAAGAUCUCUAUGUAACGACGAAAUUGAUUAUUCAGACGCAAUUGGGGGAGGACCAUAACGCAACACUUUUAGAUUCCACUUGCAUAGUGCAAGCGAGCUCAAAAUUGCCGCAGUUGAAAUUACCCUCUUUUUCUGGAAAGUAUUCCGAAUACAGGAAUUUCAUCACGUCGUUCAAGCAAAUUAUUGAUCGCGAACUAAGUCUUUCCAACAUUGAGAAAUUCAACCACUUGCGCAAUUGCUUACAUGGCCAAGCUUUGGAAGCAGUUAAUGCGUUUCAAGUCACGAAUGAAAAUUAUUCUAAAGCGUUGGAAAGACUUAGAGCUCGUUUCGACAAUCCAACACUUAUUUUUUUGGAAAACAUCUCGUCGUUGUUCGAGCUUCCUUCGGUUUCAAAACCCAAUUGUGUUGAAUUACGAAGUCUCAUUGACAACGCCUCUGCAAUUUUCGAUUCUUUACGUUCCUUGGGUACCGAAGGUGAAAUUGCCCAAGCCAUGCUAAUAUAUUUGGUUAUACAUAAGGCUGACGAUGACACAAAAAAGAAAUGGAAACAAUCAUUGGACUUUAAAAGGUUAUCUUCUUGGGAAAACUGCACCGAUGUUCUGGAAAGACAUUGCCAAUACCUCGAGUCACUUACUGGCAAUAGCGCUUCCGCUCCGCUAACUCCGACAAAUAGUAAGGGCUCGAGAGGACACAAACAACAGAAGAGUCAUACAUUUGCGCUUUCUAAUUCGCCAUGCGCGAGGCCAUCAGUUGUCAAAAUUUGGUCGCGACAACAUCACAGCCUACUUCACCGUGCUACAUCGAGUUCGCCAGAAUCUUCCAACUCUUUGAAUCAGUCACCUCAACCGCUAUCAACACCAGGUUUGUCUGCGACCUCAAGUCGUGCUACCACUCACACUCACUUAAAACACUCUUCGUUCGAUCAAGUAAUUCUGGCUACUGCCAUUGUCCUAGUUCGUGACGCUUCAGGCACCUAUAGACAGGGCAGAGCAUUGCUGGACUCUUGUUCACAAGCUAAUUUCAUUACCGAUGAAUUUUCCCAAAGGCUUUUGCUACCCAGAAGCAAACACAAUAUUGAAAUCUGCAGUAUUGGGCAGACAUUAACCAACAUCAACUACAAAACUACUACAUGUAUCAAAUCCCGAACAACCGGUGUCGAAUUGCCUCUAGCAUUUUGCGUGACAUCAAACAUUGCUUACGAAUCGGGAUUGGAGAUCGAUAUUUCAGCUUGGAAUAUACCAUCAAAUAUAGAACUUGCUGAUGAACAGUUUUAUAAGUCCACACGAAUUGAUCUUCUUCUAGGCACCGAAACCUUUUUCAGUUUAUUAUCGGUCGGCCAGAUUAAGCUUGGCGAUAAUUUACCAGUUUUGCAAAAGACGUUGUUGGGAUGGGUUGUCUCAGGUCGCUACCAGUCAAAUAGCAACAACAUUAGAUCAUUAUGUAUGGUAGCUUGUAAUGAUGAACUAGAUAAAAAACUGGAACAACUCUGGAGGCUCGAGGAAGUCACGUCCGUUGGAGACAUGUGGACUCGUGAGGAACACAGUUGUGAACGCCUGUACACGAACACGGUUUCACGAAGCCAGACCGGAAGAAUAAUUGUCAAACUUCCAUUUAAAGAUGACCCCUGUUGCUUGGGUGCUUCGUAUACGACUGCUCUGCGUCGUUUUAUGUCACAAGAGCGCCGCUUGUGGCAGUCUUCAGAACUCGGAAAACAGUACGCUGCCUUUAUGGAGGAAUACGAAAACUUGGGACAUAUGAGUAUUGUUGAGGAGCCAAAUCUUAAUGAACCUCACUACUUUAUACCACAUCACUGCGUCUUAAAGCCAUCAAGCACUUCGACGAAAUUGAGGGUUGUCUUUGACGCGUCCUGCCGCACCACUUCGCAAAGAUCACUCAACGAUAUACAAAUGAUCGGGCCAACACUACAAAGAGA
Messenger RNA from Rhagoletis pomonella (apple maggot), 2156 nucleotides. RefSeq lists its product as uncharacterized. The transcript is spliced from 2 exons. The record is from RefSeq and is a predicted model, not a curated record. The annotation marks the transcript as partial. Lineage: Eukaryota; Metazoa; Arthropoda; Insecta; Diptera; Tephritidae.